Messenger RNA from Priapulus caudatus, 2020 nucleotides. RefSeq lists its product as uncharacterized. Bases 10 to 633 code for a protein of 207 amino acids. Lineage: Eukaryota; Metazoa; Priapulida; Priapulimorpha; Priapulimorphida; Priapulidae. The record is from RefSeq and is a predicted model, not a curated record. The transcript is spliced from 4 exons.
AAAAAGAAAAUGGCGCACAUAAGGACAGUGGGUUUUUUUUUAGAUCAAAAAUUUGAAUCAUUUGCAGUAUUACAAGACUUCAUAAAAGAUUACGAAUCACACAAUUUUGUUCAAUUAUGGAAAAGAGAUUCAAGAACAAUUUCAGCGGCAAAAAAACGCCUUACCAAAGAGCUCAAAGAGUCUCUUGUGUACUACGAGCUGAAGUACUGCUGCAUUCAAGGUGGCGCCCAUUUCAAGUCAAGAGGACGAGGACUACGUAAUGCAUCGACAUUUAGACAAGAAUGUCCAGUUAAGAUUGCCCUACGUGCAUCAGAAGAUGGUCAGUACCUUCAAGUGAAAAGUCUGAACAUGGAACACAAUCAUGAUGUUUGCCAGGAGCUGUACAACCAUCUACCUAGUCAGAGAAAACUGCCAGAGGAGACUCAAAAAGAAGCAGAACAUAUGCUGAAAUUGAAGGCUGACAGGAAACUGAUUAAGAAUCAGCUUUCUAGACAGAGUGGGCGAAUUGUCCUUUUUAAGGACCUUUCUAACAUUCGUGAUAGGAUGAAGAAAGGAGAAACCAGAAACGACCUGGAUAGCUUUGUUCGAGAGUUGCAAGAGAAAUACGGAGCUACUGUCGACAUUUUUCACUGAUGAUCAAAAAGUUCUGAAAAGGUAUCUUCUUCCAAGACCAAACAAAUGAUGGAUGCUUACAGAGCUUAUCCAGAGAUGAUAUCGGUUGAUGCGACAUAUAAGCUUUUGGAAAUUAGAAUGCCUGUUUAUUUGGUGCUAAACGAAGAUGCUAUGGGACAGAGUGAAAUUGUUGCCGUUUGUUUCUUAGCUGAAGAGGAUGCACCAAGUCUGAAGUUCUUUUUUGAUUCUUUUAAGAAGCGAAACCCAGAAUCGAGACGUGUUCGUGUGGUUAUGGCUGACAAAGACAUCCAAGAAAGGGAUGUUAUGAAGAGGUCAUUUAGUGGCGCUCAUAUUCUCAUAUGCCUGUUCCACACUAUGAGAAAGCUUUAAAGAGAAGUUUCAUGUGAGAAAUGGGCAUAUCUCCAGGACAGAGGCUUUUUUGUCUUGAACUGCUGCAGAAAAUUGCAUAUUCCAAAAACCGGAAUGAGUAUGCAGCUCUUCAUGCUCAGCUAGAAGCUGAUGCUCCUCUAUCCGUGGUUGACUACUUCACGCUAAACUGGCAUGCUAUUCGAGAUGAAUGGGUGAUGGCAUGAACUUUCAGACUGGGAACUUCUUAAUACCACAAACAACCGGUUAGAAAGUUUAAACGCAAAGCUGAAGUCGAUCAUCAGUAGAUACAGCAGCUUAGAAGAAUUCCUAGAUAAGUUCUAUGUCAUCCUAACUGCUCUGCGCACAGAGAGAGACCACACAGCUGCAGUAGCUAUACAGAAAAGACGAGCCGCUCUAUUUCCACCUGGAUCUGCAGAGAUAGAAUUCUGCACUUUUCUAACUACGUACGCGGCAGACUAUGUGUGCAAGCAGCUGACAGCCAGCAGGAAAGCAGUUGAAUUUUCGAACGAAAAUGGCGACUACAUAUUAAAAUCAUCUGAAGGAAGUAUCGUAGUUGCAGUUGAUACUUGCAGCUGCAGUUUUCGUUCAUCGAUGCGCCUACCAUGCAGCAUAUAUUUUCUCUUAGAAUAUGCUUGACAUGCCUCUAUUUGACAAGAACUUGUGUGAUGCUCGUUUGGUCAGUUCAGCAUUACAAAGCAAAUAGCAGGCUUUUCAGCACGGACUAAUCAAGGGCCAAACAGAACAGUGACAUGUGUGGCAAUGGAAUCUACAGCACGCAGAAAGCCGUUUAGUCAGCACCAACAAUUUAGAAAAGCAAUGUCAGUUGCAACAAAGCUUGCAACUCUGACAUCAGAAGUUGCAGAAUACAGUUCGAAAGAAGGGUGGAAAAUGCUAGAACAUUUUAGUAAAAAUGCUGGAGGAAGGAAGAGAAGUUGGGCUUGAUGGAAAUAACUUCGACGCCACAUGAAUGGACUGAACCUGCGACUCCGCGACAUGUGUCACCUGUAGUUGAGCACGA